AUGCCCGUAAUUCCCGGAAUGACGCAGAUGUUGUCCAGCAGCAGCGCGGCCGGCGCCGCGAUUGCCGGAGCCUCAUCCUCAUCAGCUGCAUCCGCAACAGCAGCCACAGCAGCAGGAGGGGGAGGAGCUCGCGCCGCGCCGCACCUCCCGCCGCCGCCGCCGCCUCCGCCCGCGGCGCACACGCUGGCGCCGUUUCUGAGCAAGACGUACGAGCUGGUGGACGACGCGGCGACGGACGGCGUGGUGGCGUGGACGGGCAGCGGCGUGAGCUUCGUGGUGUGGCAGCCCGCGGAGUUCGCGCGGGAUCUUCUGCCGCUCUACUUCAAGCACAGCAACUUCUCCAGCUUCGUGCGCCAACUCAACACCUACGUGCGUGGUGGGCACCGUUACCCCCAUCCCUCCAACGGAGUGAGUCCCCUCAUUGGGCUGGAUGCAAUCAAGGCGGCGAGCAGUCACUCUGUGGUGGGGAACACAAGUGCUGCUGCUGUGUCUGCGUUGACUGGGUUGACUGGUUUGACUGGAGUGGCUGGAGUGGCUGGGGUGACUGGGUUGGCUGCUGCCGUGCCUGGUGGAUUUGCUGCUACAGCUGAAAUGGCUGCUACAGCUGGCUUGGCUGCAAGCGGGAUGGCUGGGAUGGCUGCUACAGCUGCGAUGACUGGACUGACUGGGAUGACUGGAUUGACUGGAUUGACUGGAUUGACCGGUACUUUGACUGCUGGUGGAAUGGCCGCCACAGCUGGCAUGGCUGCUACAGCCGCUACAGCCGGAAGCAUAGCUCCGUACGUUGCGCCCAGUCGCAUGCUCGACGCGGUCGCGCGCGGAAUGGGGCUGGGAGCGCCGGGGGCGGCGGGGAGCAACGCGGUGGAGCUGGGCGCGUUCGGGUUGUCGGAAGAGCUUAGCCAACUGCGGGGAGGGUUGGACAGGGGCGCGCUGCUGCGCCACCAGCGUUCCGCCGCUGCUGCGUGCGCGGGAGCGGGCGCGGGAGCAGGAGCGGAGCCGGCGGGGCUGGGAGCGCCGGGGGCGGCGGGGAACACGGUUGAGCUAGGCGCGUUCGGGCUGUCGGAGGAGCUGAGCCAACUGCGGCGCGACCGCGGGGUGUUGAUGCGCGAGCUGCUGCGCUCGCGGCAGCAGGCGGCGGCGAGCGCGGAGAAGCUUGCGCUGCUGGAGGCGAACAUGGCGGCGCAGGAGCAGCGCCAGGCGCACAUGACGGCGUUUCUCGCGCACGCGCUCAACAACCCCGCUUCCAGUCACGGGGGGUCUUGUAUUGGUGCAGGGGGUGGAGGAGGGAGUCCAGAGUGGUUGAAAGCGGUUACCGCUGGGAUGGGCGCGGCUGGUCUCGGUGCCCCUGGCUUUGCUGCUGCUGCUGCCGCCGCUGCCGCGGCUGCUGCCGCUUCUACUGCGGUUGGGAUGGAUGUGGAUGGGUGCACGGACCUGGGCAACACUCACAAGCGUGGGUUUGACAGUGACAACACGGGAUUCCCCCAAAACGGUAUGGGAGGCGCUGCAGGCAUGGCAAUGGGCAUGAAUGCUCGCAAGGGGAUUCGAGCCAUGGAGGAUAAGGGAGGGAUGGGAGAGGGGGAAGAAUUGGGGGCAUUGAAAGGAAUCGGGGGAAUGGGGGACAGUGUGGGUGCACGUGGUGCGAGAGUGAACCUGUUUUCCCCGCAUGGCAGCAAGGAGCAGGUAGCAGCAGGAGGAGCAGGAGGAGGAGCAGGAGGAGGAGCAGCAGGGGGAGCAGGGGGGGGGGUGUAUUUCGUGAGUGGGGCGGGCAACAUGGGCAUGCACUCACAAAUCUUUUUCAAGCGCCACAAGAACAGCAGUGGCACUAGUGCCGGUGCCAGCACUGGUGUUGCUGGUGCUGCCGGUGGUGGUGGGGAGGAGGGGACUGCGUUUGGCAGUGGAAGCAGCAGCAUGGGUGCUGCUUCUGCAUUUGACCAUGGUACUGCCAACAGCAACAACCUGAGCACUCAGCAGCAGCAGGCACAGCAGCAGCAAGAACAGGGCAACCCGACUCACAAUCCCGAGGCCGCUUAUAACGAGUACGGGCUCAGCGAGCCGCUGGCCAACCCGUUCGGCCGCCCGCCGCCGCCCGGGUUCACAAUGGAGCGGUUUGACGUGCUGGGCGGGCAGCUUGUGUCGUAUCUGACCCCCAUGGGCGCUGCUGCUGCCAGUGCUGCCGUGGCUGCCGCUUCAGGCCCUCUUGGGAGUUCCCUUGGGGGUCCUCUUGGGGAAACCCUUGGGGGAUCCCUCACACGGGGGCUUGCAGGGCAGCUUGGGGGGCCCCUUACAAGGCAGCUUACAGGCUCCUCCCUUGGUGGGCCAAGUGCGGAGCAGCUUGCAGGGGCUUUUGCAGGGGCGUUUGGAGGGGCGGCUGGAGCAGAAGGGGUGUACGAUAGCGUGUUUGGGGAGGCUCUCGGUGGGAUUCGGAACUUGGAUGGCAAUGGUGCGGGCCUGAGCGCUGGUGGUAUUUGGGGGGGAUUUGAGGGGGACCAGAGAAUGGGUGGAGCAGAGAAGAUGUAUGAGCGGAUGUUUGGGGGCGGUGCUACUGCUGCUGGUGGAGGAAGUUCGGCAGGAGGAGGUUUGGGAGGAGCAGCGUCAGGCUUGGCAAGUGGCUUAUCUGGGGCACGAAGCCUAGGUGGGUCUGCAUCUCUGUCCCUGCUAUCCCCUCCUGGGUUGCCACCGCUCGUGCCACCCGUGCUGCCAUCAACAGCAGCAGCAGCAGCAGCAGCAGGAGCAGCAGCAGCAGCAUCAGGAUCUGUGCCCGCUGCUGCUGCUCUGUCUGCUGCUGCAGCUGCGUUUUCCUCCCCUUUAAUGGGUACAGGACCCGCACUCACUACCGCUGCUUCUGCCGCUGCUUCUGCUGCUUUUGAGGCGCCUGUAAUGGGAACGUCAGGAGCAGCAUUCACUGCAACGGCUGCUGCAGCAGCACUGGCGUCAGCUGGUGUUCCCACCUGCCACAUUCCCCUCCCCCUGCCCGUGCCCCUGCCCCUGCCCCUGCCAAUCGCACGCCCGCCUGCCUCCCUUCCCCCUCCUCUCUCCAACUCUUUCCCUCUUUUUGACUCCUCUCCUCUCUCACGCUCCUCCCCUCUCUCCCCUGUGCCUCCGUCUCUGCACCUUUCAUCUGCUUCCCUUCUCUCCUCCUCUCUCCUCUCCUCCUCCCACCUCUCCUCCUCUCUCCUCGCCUCCUCCCACCUCGCCUCCUCCCACCUCGCCUCCUCCCACCUCGCCUCCUCCCACCUCGCCUCCUCCCACCUCGCCUCCUCCCACCUCGCCUCCUCCCACCUCGCCUCCUCCCACCUCGCCUCCUCCCACCUCGCCUCCUCCCACCUCGCCUCCUCCCACCUCGCCUCCUCCCACCUCGCCUCCUCCCACCUCGCCUCCUCCCACCUCGCCUCCUCCCACCUCGCCUCCUCCCACCUCGCCUCCUCCCACCUCGCCUCCUCCCACCUCGCCUCCUCCCACCUCUCCUCCUCCCACCUCGCCUCCUCCCACCUCUCCGCCUCCUUCCUCUCCUCUGCGGCUCUCUCUCUCUCUCCAGCAGAGCUCUUCGCUGCCGAAGCAACUCACUGCACUGCCACUGCCAUGCCUCCUCCCACUAUCCCCGCUCGCUCUUUCCCCAGUCGCCCGCCUGCAGUGAAUCCCAUCCAGCACCCUGUUGUUCUAGCUCCCUUUACCUCCACCCUUGCCCCUCCCCACCCGUGCCCUCGUAGUCCUCCCCCUCUUGCUGGGGCUCUGCCGGUUCGCAUGACUUCCGCUCUACCUCCCACUCUUGCUCCCGCCCUUGCUGCUUCAACCCUCGCUGCUUCAACCCUUACUGCUUCAACCCUCGCUGCUUCAACCCUCGCUGCUUCAACCCUCGCUGCUUCAAAUCUCGCUGCUUCGAGUCUUGCUGCCUCGACCCUCGCCCCUGUGCUACCUGCAACACCCAUCUCUCUGGACUCACUCGCUACAACCACGUCAACUUCAGCCGCUGCAGCUGCUACAGCUGCUACAGCCAACUCGUUUGAUGACGUGGCUCUAGCAGGUAGAGCCGCUACAGCUGCCGCCCUGGCUGCUACAGCUGGGAGCGUGGGGAUGGGUGCUACAGCUGCGAGCAUGGGGAUGAGUCAGAAUGCGUCUGCGGUGUUCAGAGGAGAGGGGGAGGCUGAUGAUGAGGCGUUCUGGCAGCAGCUGCUGAGUGAAGGGGGGCAGUGA
This is a messenger RNA of Closterium sp. Naga37s-1, 4191 nucleotides long. The record is from the annotation of a GenBank genome assembly. Lineage: Eukaryota; Viridiplantae; Streptophyta; Zygnematophyceae; Desmidiales; Closteriaceae.